Messenger RNA from Peromyscus californicus insignis, 1233 nucleotides. RefSeq names its product dipeptidase 1 (gene Dpep1). The coding region runs from base 1 to 1233 and encodes 410 amino acids. Gene Ontology annotation, biological process: proteolysis. The record is from RefSeq and is a predicted model, not a curated record. The transcript has 10 exons. Gene Ontology annotation, molecular function: metallodipeptidase activity. Lineage: Eukaryota; Metazoa; Chordata; Mammalia; Rodentia; Cricetidae.
AUGUUGAUCAUCUGGUGGCUCUGGCCUCUUCUGGCCAUCUGUGCUUCCGACUCAUUCCGGAACAAGGCAGAGGAAAUCAUGAAGAUCACACCGGUCGUUGAUGGUCACAACGACUUGCCUUGGCAACUGCUGAAGUUGUUCAACAACAGGCUGAACGACUCGGAGGCCAACUUGAACACACUGGCCGGGACACAUACCAACAUCCCGAAGCUGAAGGCUGGCUUUGUGGGGGGCCAGUUCUGGUCCGCAUACUUGCCUUGUGACACCCAAAACAAAGACGCUGUGAAAAGGAUAUUGGAACAGAUGGAUGUCAUUCACCGCAUGUGCCAACUCUACCCUGAGACCUUCUUGUGUGUUACCAAAAGUUCAGGUAUCACACAGGCUUUCCAGGAGGGGAAAGUGGCCAGCCUGAUCGGUGUGGAAGGUGGCCACUUAAUUGACAGCAGCCUGGGUGUCCUGCGGGCGCUCUACCAUCUGGGCAUGCGGUACCUGACCCUCACCCACAACUGCAACACACCCUGGUCUGACAACUGGCUGGUGGACAGAGGGGAUGAUGAAGCUGAGAGCCAAGGACUGUCGGAUUUUGGGAAGAGAGUGCUGAAGGAGCUGAACCGCCUGGGUGUCAUGAUUGACUUGUCCCAUGUGUCCGUGGACACCAUGAGGGAUGCUUUGCAGCUAUCCAAGGCCCCGGUCAUCUUCAGCCACUCCUCAGCCUACAGCGUGUGUCGACACAGGCGGAAUGUACCCGAUGACAUCCUUGAGCUGGUGAAGAACACAAGGAGUCUGGUGAUGGUCAACUUCUACAGUAUGUUUGUGUCCUGCUCAAAUGAUGCCACCCUGUCUCAAGUGGCUGACCACUUGGACUACAUCAAGAAGGUGGCAGGCGCUGAGGCUGUGGGCCUUGGAGGAGACUAUGAUGGCGUUACAGAGCUUCCCAAGGGACUGGAGGAUGUUUCCAAGUAUCCAGACCUGAUAGCGGAGCUUCUCAGGAGGAACUGGACAGACACAGAGGUCAGAGGUGUACUAUCCGACAACCUGCUGCGGGUCUUCUCUGAAGUUGAACAGGUAAGCAAUAACAUUCAAGUUCCUGAGGAAGAGCCUAUCCCCCUGGAUGAGCUAGGCGGCUCCUGCAGGACACAUUAUGGCUACUCACAAGCCUCCAGCAUCCACCUCCAGAUAGGGGCCCUGCUGGUCCCCGUGGCUUCCUUGCUCCUCAGUCUGCAUCCUCUGUGA